This is a messenger RNA of Hepatospora eriocheir, 1131 nucleotides long. The record is from the annotation of a GenBank genome assembly. Lineage: Eukaryota; Fungi; Microsporidia; Hepatosporidae.
AUGGCAUGUGAUCAUAAUAUUAUACUUGCAAAUAAUGUUCAUGUUAAGGUAUCAAAAUGGGUUAAAAUUGAGGCAACGUUAAGUAAAUUGGAUAAUAUUAAACUACCUAUUAUUGUUUAUAUAAUGCCUGAAUUAUCACAAGAAUUAAUUUUAGUAACAAAAUUUUUAAGGGAAAAUAAUUUUGAAAUGAACCUUACCAAUAACAUUGUAAAGAUAGCAGGUGUAGAAAUCAAACUUGAUACUAAUAAUUUAUGGAAAUUAUCUCCACCAGGACAACUUCUUGAAAAAAUAGAUCACCUCAACGUUAUGUCAGAGAGAAUAGAAAAAUUAAUUAAUAACUACAAAACAACCACACCUGAACUUGGGUUAAUUACAAAUGUUGAAAUGAGCAUAGAACUUGAAGAUGAUCAACCAAUAAAUCUUAAACCUUAUUCUUUCCCUUAUCAGUCUUUGAAUAGUAUAAAACAAGAAAUAGACAGGUUGUUAAAACUUGACAUUAUUAGAAAAAGCACUUCUAAGUAUGCGAGUCCUGCAUUUCCAAUACUUAAAAAGAAUGGAAAAACAAGGUUAGUUGUUGAUUAUAGAAGGUUAAAUGCUAAAACUAUAAAGUGUGCAUUUCCAUUUCCAGAUUUAUUCCAAGAAUUAAGAAGUUUAUCUGAAUGUAAAGUAUUUUCUCAGUUAGAUUUAAAUAUGGGAUAUCACCAAAUACCUAUUAAAGAAAGCGACAAAGGAAAAACUGCUUUUGUUAUAACAGGUGGUCAUUAUGAAUAUAAUAGAGUUCCAUUUGGAUUAACAAAUGCUCCUAAAAUUUUUCAACGUGUCAUGAAAGAUAUGCUGUCAAAAUUUGAUAAUGUGAAAGUAUUUUUAGAUGAUAUUUUAAUAUUCACAGAAACUUUGGAAAAGCAUGAAAAUAUACUCGAAAGGUUAUUAGAAGUCUUUAAGAUAAAUAAUGUAUCUGUUAAUUUUGAAAAAAGCAACUUUUGUAAAUCAGAAGUGACUUAUUUAGGUCAUAUUAUAAAUGGUGAUGGAAUCAAAACUGAUACCAAAAGGGUUGAUAGAAUAAAAGCAAAAGUAAAUCCAAGAACCAAACGUCAAUUUCAACAACUUUUAACUGCUUUAAACUUUUUGUAA